CCUUAGAUCCGGCCCCGGACUCUUGAGUGCUGCAGGUCGACGUCCGGGUCCAGUGGGGGGGUCGGUGCCCUCGGAUCCACCUGACCCUCUUAGAUCCGGCCCCGGACUCUUGGGUGCUGCAGGCCCGCAGCAAGAUGAGGAGGUGGGAACCCGGAAAGCCUGACUAAGGUGGUUCAUCUACUGGUCUUGUCAGGGGGCCCUGGGGCAGCAAAUGUGGGUGACCUUCGUCUCAUGCUUCCUGCUUUUCCGAGGCCUUCCCCGACAUACCUUCGGCCUGGUGCAGAGCAAACUCUUCCCUUUCUACUUUCACAUCUCCAUGGGCUGUGCCUUCGUCAACCUCUGCAUCUUGGCCUCACAGCGUGCUGGGGCUCAGCUCACAUCCUGGGAGGCCAGCCAGCUCUGCUUGCUGCUCCUGAGCCUCAUGCUGGCCACCAUCAACGCCCGCUGGCUGGAGCCCCGCACCACGGCCGCCAUGUGGGCCCUGCAGACCAUGGAGAAGGAGCGCGGCCUGGGCGGGGAGGUGCUGGGCAGCCACCAGGGCUCAGACCCCUAUCGCCAGCUGCGGGAGCAGGACCCCAAGUACAGUGCCCUCCGCCAGAUCUUCUUCCGCUACCAUGGCCUAUCCUCCAUUUGCAAUCUGGGCUGCCUCCUGAGCAAUGGGCUUCAUCUUGUAGGCCUCGCCCUGGGCCUCAGGAGCCUCUAGCACCCACUGACUCUCUGUCUCUGCUGGGGCCCCAAAUGUCAAUAAACACUUCUUUGGAAAUGA
Molecule: messenger RNA, 766 nt
Organism: Balaenoptera musculus (blue whale)
Lineage: Eukaryota; Metazoa; Chordata; Mammalia; Artiodactyla; Balaenopteridae
Gene: TMEM205
Product: transmembrane protein 205
Exons: 4
Coding region: 212-703 (163 amino acids)
Source: RefSeq, a predicted model, not a curated record